AUGCUUCUCGUUCUGACUCUGGUGGUUCAUCCUGGCCGCUUUUGCUUGGGGCAAUCGGACCCCAACAACUCAACUAGUGCGCCAGCACCAGUCAUUUCCCCUAGUACUGCCAACGUCUCCGUGAAUGAGAGCAUAUUUCCAACAGCGCCGGAGGCGGCACCCUUCUGGCCUCCGGUGGGAAACAAUGCCUCUGGCAACUUCAGCCCAUCUACGCCUACCGCCACGGCUGGUGCGACCCUGCAGUCGGUCGGCUCAAUGACGACGAAGUCAUUUGCUCCCUCGACUUUCACCAAGAUCUCGAUGCAGCCUCUACAGGGCAGCAACAAGGCGUGCACGUACAAGUUCCAGUUCCAGGUGGCAGAUGACUCCAACCUCGAGUACUGGAUCACAUCUGGGUCAUUGUGCAACGCAAACCCUCCUACCACCUACGAUAGCCACGCAACCUUUACUUCAAACGAUGGCCUACUCUUGAAGUCGGACACUAUAUUCAAUGGUAGAGAUGGUGCUUGUAUCAUCUUCAAAUGCAACAACAAUUAUUGGUAUAACCAGUACUGCCAACUGAACACCUACGACAUGUCCUCGGAGACCAAAUGCGAUUCUUCCUGCCCUCAAAGCACCAGUUCCUACAUGGGCGAUGGCGGCCAGAAGGUCACCAUCAACUCGGCCGACUACUAUCUGUCUCGCCGGGCGGCGCAGGGUCUGAGCCUCGACCUUGGGAAAAUAUGGACAGGCAAAAGCCUGUCAACGGUUGCUGCACAAAUCACCGUAUCCGACUACGGGUAUAGUCAAAAUGCGCAUGGCGUCUACCUCCCUAAAGUAGGUGCCCCGGGGACCUACUGGUGCGGUUCAGGCAACAUGGGAGCAACCUCCUGCAGCCUUAGGGCGCCCUUCACUGCCUCCGACCGGGUUUCCGUCUCUUUGAACUCUGGCGGGUCAGUCGUUGUCCCUGGAGGCGCCGUUGACUUUAACACGGUUGUGCUGAACAAUAUGUAUUACAAUCUGUUCACGGGCUACGGGAGCUCGGACGGCCAAGUGUGGAUGUACAUUGGCGUUUCCUGCACUAGCAGCUCUAACGACGAGUGCAGUCUUGUCCCGGUCUCGUGUCUCAACAGCCCCCCGGUCUACGUUCCACCGCCGACAAACGCCCCGGUUUAUGUGCCACCACCCACAAACGCCCCGGUUUAUGUGCCACCACCCACAAACGCCCCGGUUUAUGUGCCCCCGCCCACAUAUAAUCAGCAGCAGCCAGCUGUCAACACGCCGGCGCCCUAUUGGUCGAGCAAUCCAAGUCCGCCUCCCACCAACCAGCAGCAACAAUAUCAAGGCAGCAGUGUUACUGGAGCGGGAAUCAUCGGCAGCUCCGGAGCUGGGGAGUUUGCUCAGCCAAGCCUACAUCAAAUCUUGGCUGUUUUCGCGGCAGCACAGGUGCUUCUGGCGAUCUUGGCUUAA
Molecule: messenger RNA, 1449 nt
Organism: Klebsormidium nitens
Lineage: Eukaryota; Viridiplantae; Streptophyta; Klebsormidiophyceae; Klebsormidiales; Klebsormidiaceae
Source: the annotation of a GenBank genome assembly